This is a messenger RNA of Emys orbicularis (European pond turtle), 1438 nucleotides long. RefSeq names its product sphingosine-1-phosphate receptor 1 (gene S1PR1). The coding region runs from base 216 to 1358 and encodes 380 amino acids. Gene Ontology annotation, molecular function: sphingosine-1-phosphate receptor activity. Lineage: Eukaryota; Metazoa; Chordata; Testudines; Emydidae. Gene Ontology annotation, cellular component: plasma membrane; cytoplasm. Gene Ontology annotation, biological process: sphingosine-1-phosphate receptor signaling pathway; adenylate cyclase-activating G protein-coupled receptor signaling pathway; angiogenesis. The record is from RefSeq and is a predicted model, not a curated record. The transcript has 2 exons.
CUUCUGGGGCAGCAGAGAUGCGGAGUGCAGGCAAUGCAGUGGCUUCAGAGACUGAAUCCUUUCUGAGCAAGGGCUGUGGCGUCUGAGGUUACCCAGAGAGUACCAGACACUGGAGCCUCCACCUCAAAGAUACUGCCACAAGGGUGGCCCGUGAGGUUUCUACUUGACUUCACCCUCUGGUGGGUGGCUGGAGAAGUGCCGCUCAGCCUGGAACCAUGGGCUCUACCAGCAGCCGCCAGAAGAAAGUCUUCAAUGACUCAGUCAGCGAUUAUGUCAACUCUGAAAUCAUUAAGAAACAUUACAACUACACAGGGAAGUUAAACGAGAAGUCAGACAGUGGAAUAAAAGUGACCUCAGUGGUUUUUAUCAUCAUUUGUUGCUUUAUCAUCUUAGAGAACAUUUUUGUCCUGCUGACCAUCUGGAAAACCAAGAAGUUUCACCGACCCAUGUACUAUUUCAUUGGGAAUUUGGCUCUCUCAGACUUGCUGGCUGGGGUGGCUUAUACUGCCAACCUUUUGUUAUCUGGACACAAAACCUAUAGUCUCACCCCUGCCCAGUGGUUUGUCAGGGAAGGCAGCAUGUUUGUAGCUUUGUCAGCCUCUGUUUUCAGCCUGCUGGCCAUUGCCAUUGAGAGGUAUAUCACCAUGCUGAAGAUGAAACUCCACAAUGGGAGCAACAGCUUCCGCUCCUUCCUACUGAUCAGUGCCUGCUGGGUGAUAUCCAUGAUCCUAGGGGGGCUCCCUAUUAUGGGCUGGAACUGCCUCGACCACCUGCAGAGUUGCUCCACUGUGCUGCCCCUCUACCAUAAGCACUAUAUUCUCUUUUGCACCACAGUUUUCACUGGUCUUUUAUUAUCAAUUGUCGUCCUCUACUGCAGGAUCUAUUCCAUGGUCAGGACUAGGAGCCGCAGUCUGACAUUUCGAAAAAACAUUACCAAAGCCACGAGGAGCUCAGAGAAAUCUCUAGCCUUGCUCAAGACAGUGAUCAUUGUCCUGAGCGCAUUUAUUGCCUGCUGGAGUCCCUUGUUCAUCCUACUCUUGCUGGAUGUGGGGUGCAAAGUGAAGGCCUGUUCAAUCCUCUUCAAAGCUGAGUAUUUCUUAGUACUGGCUGUGCUCAAUUCAGCCACGAACCCUAUCAUCUAUACCUUAACCAACAAAGAGAUGCGGAGGGCCUUCAUCAAGAUCCUGUGCUGUUGCAAAUGCCCCUCUGCAGAUUCUGGGGCCAAAUUCAAGAGGCCAAUCAUAGGAGGGAUGGAGUUUAGUCGAAGCAAAUCUGACAAUUCCUCCCACCCACAGAAGGAUGAGGGUGACUGCCUGGAGACAAUCAUGUCUUCAGGCAAUGUCACCUCGUCUUCUUAGAACUAUCCAUCGGAGGCAUAUUUUAAAGCCUCCCCUUUGAAACCUGACAGACAAGAAGCUACCUGCUCACUGUAGCAACU